UUGGAAUUGACACUCUGGCUACCUCUUAUCUUGGGCAUUCACGACAAUUUCUAAUUGCAGGUGAUGGCCCAGCCAGGGUCCGGCUGCAAAGCGACCACCCGCUGCCUUGAAGGGACCGCGCCACCCGCCAUGGCUCAGUCGGACGCUGAGGCCCUGGCCGGCGCUCUGGACAAGGACGAGGGCCGGGCUUCUCCCUGUACGCCCAGCACGCCUUCUGUCUGCUCACCUCCCUCUGCCGCCUCCUCCGUGCCGUCCGCCGGCAAGAACAUCUGCUCCAGCUGCGGCCUGGAGAUCCUGGACCGCUAUCUGCUCAAGGUCAACAACCUCAUCUGGCACGUGCGCUGCCUCGAGUGCUCCGUGUGUCGCACGUCGCUGAGGCAGCAGAACAGCUGCUACAUCAAGAACAAGGAAAUCUUCUGCAAGAUGGACUACUUCAGCCGAUUCGGAACCAAGUGCGCCCGGUGUGGCCGACAGAUCUACGCCAGCGACUGGGUCCGGCGGGCGCGCGGCAAUGCCUACCACCUGGCCUGUUUCGCCUGCUUCUCGUGCAAGCGCCAGCUAUCCACAGGCGAGGAGUUUGGCUUGGUCGAGGAGAAGGUGCUCUGCCGUAUUCACUACGACACCAUGAUCGAGAACCUCAAGAGGGCCGCGGAGAACGGGAACGGCCUCACGUUGGAGGGGGCAGUGCCCUCGGAACAGGACAGUCAGCCCAAGCCGGCUAAGCGCGCCCGGACAUCGUUCACCGCCGAGCAGUUGCAGGUUAUGCAGGCGCAGUUCGCGCAGGACAACAACCCAGACGCGCAGACGCUGCAGAAGCUUGCGGACAUGACGGGCCUCAGCCGAAGGGUCAUCCAGGUGUGGUUUCAAAACUGCCGAGCGCGUCAUAAAAAGCACACACCGCAGCAUCCCGUGCCACCUUCCGGGGCGCCGCCGUCCCGCCUUCCCUCCGCCCUGUCCGACGACAUCCACUACUCCCCGUUCAGCAGCCCCGAGCGGGCUCGCAUGGUCACCCUGCACGGCUACAUCGAGAGUCAGGUACAGUGCGGGCAGGUGCACUGCCGGCUGCCUUACACCGCGCCCCCGGUCCACCUCAAAGCCGAUAUGGAUGGACCACUCUCCAACCGGGGGGAGAAGGUCAUCCUUUUUCAGUACUGACGCUGCCGGCACUUCCGCAUCUGUCCAUGGGCGACCUGCAGCUGUCCCUCAGCCUCUGAAACCCGGAGUCCGAGCCGCUGCCAGGGAUCACCCGCUCCGCGUCCACCCCUCGUCUGCCAUCCUGCCCGCCACCAGCUGGGCCCCUGGGCCCGGCCUCCCUGUCUCCUGCUGAGAACCAGAACCCACCAGGAGCAUGCGGAGCCCUCCUCCAGGAAAGCUAGAGCUCCCUGAUACUUGGAGCCAGGGUGAAAACAACAGCCUGUGUUUCCCAUUUAGUCAGGAGUCGUCCUCUUCAACUUAAGCUGAUCACAAUAGCAAAAAGCCGAAUUGAAUUGUGCGACGCCAACAGCCUUCCAAUUUACAGGUUUUCUUUCCUCCCGUGUUGGCCUUUACUACUUCCUUGGAACCAUCUCCAAAUUCUGAAUAGUCAACAACCCCCAGGGUUAUCCACUCUGUUGCUUUUGUCUGGAAAACUCUACAGUGUUUAUGGGAUGUCCCCAAAGGAAAGCUAUGUUCUAAUUUUAUCAUUUCCAUCUGUCUGGUUAUGUCAAGUUAAUUCAGGGAGAGAAGAGACACUGACCAACCCUGAGAGGCCCAAUAGGGCAAAGAUGGAGGCCUGCCCAGACCAAGAGGCAGGGGGAUAGGGAGGGGGUGGGGGGAACAAAGACCCCCAUUAGUUUGGAGGCCCAGGAGAAGGAGUUGGCAUGCUGGGCUGGGAGGGGCAUGAGCCAUUUUAAGGAGAGGAAAGAGGAAACUUGGGGUGUGUGUGUUGGGGGCCCCACUUUCCCCCAGUUAUCCAGCGUAUGUGCGGGAGACAUAGCAGAGGUGGUUUUUGAUCUGUGUGGCGACAUUUCUGAAUGUCUGGACAGGUUACACUUAGGGAGCUUCUUGGCUACUUGUUGACUCCCGAUGGGAGGGGGUGCUUGGGCCACAUCUUUUUUGGGGGGGGGGGCAUCUCCUGAAGGGAUUAGGGAAUGGAGCCCAGGGAAAGGGCAGUCAGAGCAUUCAUUCUGGACCCAUCUCUGCAUAGAAGGAGGGUCCCGAUGCUAAGUGAGUGUGCCAAGCCCAGGGUUCUAGCUGGCACUGCUGGGCUUCUCCAUCAACCCUGCCCAGAGCCAGCCCCGCCUACUUCUGAGAAUGCGGACCAGACAGCUGUGCUCACACCCACCCCGCCCUGCUACUCUUCCCCCCAAAAACAAAAGGGCUCAUGAUACACAAGACCAUGAUUUAUGUUUUCAGGGGACACCCAUUUGUCCCAACUUAUCCUGUAAUUUUAGAAUUACUUUGUGUCCUGAUGCAUUUCCCACUAGAGGCUGCUAGUAAGCAUGUUUCAGCCCAAGGCAUCCUUCCUCCUUUGGUUCACCUGGUAUGUUGCUUUGGGAAGGAGACUCUAGGACAGGGAAAGCAAGUUCAUGGUACACAGGUAUCUGCUGUCCCUGGUUUCACCCGUGGCAGACAUCGAUAAUCGACUGCAGCACUAUCUCGCUGAGUCUGGAUAAGGGUUCGGAAUCCAAAUGCUUGAAGCUGGCACUUAAGAUGAAAACUUAUAUGCCAUUCUCGCUCUGGGAUCUGGAGGAGGGCUGGGCCCGGGUGCAGCCCCUGAAGGGAAUCUGCUUCUUUUCGCUUUCAAAGACAGUUCCAGCUGACUCAGGGCAAAGAGAAGGCACCUCUCUGAAUGCGGGUGGUGCAGCUCAGUUCAGAACUCACCUAGUGAAUAACGUGUGCUUAGCCCUGUGCUCGGAGCUGACGUUAACAGGAGCAGCUGGGCCCGAUCCCUGGUGGUUGGGGAACUCUAAUCUUUCCUUUGAUUUCUGCUCCCAGUGAUUGCAGUCCAAGCACCAUCAUGUGGUGAGUGGCCAGCCGAGUCCUGCCCAGGGUCACCUAGUACCCACUCUGCCUUGAGCCUCCCCCCCAGGGUCUGUUCCUUGCGUGGAUCACGUGGUUGUAGCAUGUUGCGGUUCAGACAUGUCUCCACUAGCCUGAUAGAGCAGCCUGAGAACCUACAGGCCAUCAGGACUAUUUAUUUAAAUACAAAGCAAAAGGGGGAAAAUACACACACACAUACACGGAAAAAAAAUUGUAAGCACUUUUUUGUAAAACCAAUGUCUGUUUUGUUACAUACCUUUCAUGUUGUGCUUUGUAAAUGUCUUAUUUGUGUAAUAAAUAAAGUUAAUGCAAGUAGAAGUGCUGGCACUGACCUCCGGA
This is a messenger RNA of Odocoileus virginianus texanus, 3360 nucleotides long. RefSeq names its product LIM homeobox 6 (gene LHX6). Gene Ontology annotation, biological process: forebrain neuron development; neuron differentiation; regulation of transcription by RNA polymerase II. Lineage: Eukaryota; Metazoa; Chordata; Mammalia; Artiodactyla; Cervidae. The record is from RefSeq and is a predicted model, not a curated record. Gene Ontology annotation, molecular function: DNA-binding transcription factor activity, RNA polymerase II-specific; RNA polymerase II transcription regulatory region sequence-specific DNA binding. Gene Ontology annotation, cellular component: nucleus.